CGGGCGGGGACGGGCCCCCCGCUAUUAGUACAGGACCUCCGCGGGGCCGCCACAGUACCUCCCGCACCAUGCCCGGGCUCCGCACUGCGCCCGGGCCGCCCGCCUUCCUCCUCCUCCUCCUCCUGCUGCUGCUCCCCGCUCCCGUCCCCGCGGACCCCGGCGCCGGGUGGCAACUGAACCCCGGGAGCCGCCGGGCCGCGGCGGCAGCGAGGGUGGCCCUGCAGUACCGCAACUUCAAGGCGGGAUCGCCCGGGGGGCUGCGGGCACUGGGGCAGGUCCGCAAGGCCACCGUAAAGAACAUCCCAGACUUUGGGCACAAGUAUUACCUGCAGUUCAGCACAGAAGACUACAGGACUGGGGAAAACGCCGGGAGCUGCCUGGCCACCGUGUUGUACCCAAGGAAAAAGUCUCCUCCUGUUGUCAGCAUCAAGUGCUCACACACCAAAGACCAGAAUGAAAUCCAGGAAGAGGACAACAGACUCUACCAAAGAAUCAGGCAGCAAACCAAACCAAUAACUGGGAGCAAUAUUCCAGACAGCUAUGGCAACAUUGAGCCUGCCCUGGAGCCAGCCUGGGCUCUGGCUGUCGCUGGCAGCAGCUCCUUCAUGUGGGAAAAGUCCACAGAGGACGUGGGAUACUUCCUGGCACAAGUGAAGUCGGUGAAGCAGUGGAUGAGGAAAGAUGAUUUUGUUGAGUUCGACUACACUGUCCUGCUCCACGAAAUGCCAACACAGGAGAUGAUUUCCUGCCACAUGCGCCUCACGUGGCUCCCUGGGCGGCCUCUGAAAGUGAAACACUUCUGUGCCUCCGAGACCCACGGGCUGAAGGAGGGAUCUGGGCUGGGAUCGGGAUCAGCUGCUGGCCUUUCAGAGGAAAGGGGGGACAACUUCUGAGGGAGAGUGUCAGAAUCCCUGGAUUCAGGGAGAAAAUCCUUGUGCUACCAGAGCUGGAGCCGGCAUCGGGUUUCCACACAAGUCAGUGAUCGGGAUGCUUUCACUACUCUGUUCUGUGCCAAAAUUAUUUCCUGUCACUUCUCAAACUGCAAGACUCAACUUCUAGAGAGUUCUACCUAAAGCCUUUGCUACUGCACAUAUACACAGAUGAACAUACACAGGUUGAUUUUAUGUCACUAAUUAACUGUUACGUAGAGUUUGUAAACAAAGUUAAUAUAUUUGGGUAAAAAAUCUCCAGGAAAGUAUUAAUCUGUCAGUAAGAAAUAUCUGCCUACUAAUUUUUUGGGUCAUUUUUCGGGAUGGAAUCAUGCUGGUUUUCAACUCACCUCUCCAAUAAACCAAAUACCAUCACUCA
Pipra filicauda (Wire-tailed manakin) is the source of this 1308-nucleotide messenger RNA. RefSeq names its product ovocalyxin-32-like. The record is from RefSeq and is a predicted model, not a curated record. NCBI's taxonomy places the organism in Eukaryota, Metazoa, Chordata, Aves, Passeriformes, Pipridae. Bases 69 to 893 code for a protein of 274 amino acids. The transcript is spliced from 6 exons. Gene Ontology annotation, molecular function: metalloendopeptidase inhibitor activity.